Molecule: messenger RNA, 1788 nt
Organism: Penicillium maclennaniae
Lineage: Eukaryota; Fungi; Ascomycota; Eurotiomycetes; Eurotiales; Aspergillaceae
Exons: 2
Coding region: 1-1788 (595 amino acids)
Molecular function (GO): copper ion binding; oxidoreductase activity
Source: RefSeq, a predicted model, not a curated record
AUGAAGCCUUUUGAUCUUGCUCUUCUGGCGCAAGUUUUCAGUUCGGCUGCUAUAUUCGCCCAGAGCCUCACCGGAAUAAUUCCUGAUGGGGUACUUCCCACUGGAAUCCCAGCGGGAAUCAUUCCAGCCUUUGUGACAAGAACCCAAAAGACAUCCGCCGGUCCUUCCAUAACCGCUUGCCCUGGCAACGCGCCAAACAACAGAGCUGCUUGGUGCAACUAUAGCAUCGAUACCGACUAUGAGAAUGACGUUCCUGAUACUGGCAAGACCCGCGAGUAUUGGUUCGACGUUGACGAGGUCACCAUCUCACCCGACGGGUUUGCACGCCCAGUGAUGGCUGUGAACGGGACCAUCCCCGGGCCGACUCUUUAUGCAAAUUGGGGUGACUACGUCGUGGUUCAUGUCACCAAUCAUCUUGAACAGGCCCGCAAUGGAUCUAGCAUUCACUGGCACGGCAUGAGACAAAAUUACACAAACCAGAAUGACGGUGUCGUUUCUGUCACACAAUGUCCACUUGCCCCUGGUCAGACCAUGACAUAUAGAUGGCGAGCUGUUCAAUAUGGUUCUUCCUGGUACCAUUCGCACAUCGGCCUGCAAGCUUGGGAAGGUGUGUUUGGCGGUAUUGUGAUUAACGGACCAGCAACUGCAAACUACGAUAUCGACAAGGGCUGUCUCUUUUUGAAUGACUGGACGCACGCAACAGUCGAUGAAUUAUAUGAUUUCCAACACCAAAAUGGCCCGAUCACUCUGGACAAUGGCCUGCUCAACGGGACGAAUGUUCUCGGAACGGGAGCGAAUUCCAGCAAAGGAUCGCGGUUCUCUAUGAAAGUAGACCAGGGUAACUCGUACCGUCUUCGACUUGUCAAUGCAGCUAUCGACACCCAUUGGAGCUUUAUGAUCGAUAAUCACUCCUUAACUGUGAUUGCAAUGGACCUUGUACCGAUCAAGCCCUUUACCACUGACAUAUUGAGAAUUGGAAUGGGCCAACGAUACGAUAUCAUCAUCCAGGCAAAUCAAGCUUCCACGGCCGAGAAUUUUUGGAUUCGGGCCAUACCAGGUUCAUCUUGCGCGUCAAAUUCUGAGGCAACCAACAUCGAAGGCAUACUGUAUUAUGGAAGUGCUCCUCAAACACCCAGCACGGUUGGAUACACUUUGACAUCUUCUGACUCGGAUUGUCUGGAUAUGCCAAUGACAGAUCUCGUCCCGCAUCUCGCAAAGAAUGUGGCGGCACCAGUCUGGAACAAGCCCGAAAAUGUGUCACUGAACCACCCUACAGGACCCUUCUUCUGGGAAAUGAACAGUACUUCGAUGAAGGUUAGCUGGGAAAACCCAACUUUGGGACAAGUACACAAGAACCAGAUGAAUUUCACAGCUUCAAGUGGAGUGAUUGAGCUGCCGUUCAAAGAUCAAUGGGUGUACCUCCUGAUCAAGACUGCACUCGCAGUAACACACCCAAUCCAUUUCCACGGACACGACUUUUCUAUCUUGGCACAGGGAACUGGUUCUUACAAUGGAUCACUUAUGACGAAUAAUCCCCCUCGGCGAGAUACAGCUAUGCUGCCUGCGAUGGGGUAUCUUCUUAUCGGCUGGCAAACUAAUAACCCAGGUGCAUGGUUGAUGCAUUGUCAUAUCGGAUGGCACAUUGAGGAAGGAUUCGCGCUACAGUUCAUUGAACGCUAUGAUGAGAUUCAACCCUUAAUCGAUUACAAAGAGCUGCAAAGUAUUUGCAACCGAUGGGAUGCAUAUGAUACAAGUGCCAAUAUCACGCAAAAUGAUUCGGGUGUGUAG